Spirodela intermedia is the source of this 5048-nucleotide messenger RNA. The record is from the annotation of a GenBank genome assembly. Lineage: Eukaryota; Viridiplantae; Streptophyta; Magnoliopsida; Alismatales; Araceae.
AUGGACGCCUCGGGAUCUACGUACAAGCUUCUCCUCUCGUGCCCCUCGGGCCUCUCCCCCUCCCAGGUUUUCUUUUCCUCUCCUUCUGCGGCGACGUCUUGAAUGUAUCUGGAGGAGAGGAGGAAGGAGUGGUCCAACCGGCACAAGACUUAUUUUCCUUUGCUUCCACGUGAUCCAUAUUGGUACCAGUGGUGAGGAAGCGUUGGUUGAUUUGGAGGCUGAGUUCGUGGUUGGGCACAUAACAAAUGUUGGAUCGAUCGGGGGAGAAUGCACAUAUUCUCCCAUUUUCGCUUGAUCGAUCCGAUACAGCUUUAAAUUUAUGGCUUCAAGAUAUUCUGGGCUCUCUGGUUUCGUGGUUGGGCACAUAACAAAUGUUGGAUGAACAGUAGAAGACAUCUGGGCUCUCUGGUUUCGCCCAUUUUCUCUUGUCAUUUUAAGCUGUGCCUAGUAAUAAACAAUUAACUAUUGCUUGAAUUGUAGAACAACCCGGAAAAAAUUGCUGUUGGAACGUUGAAAUUUGUGGCAAAAAUCUUUGAAUUAUUUUUCGGGCAUCUCUUAACCUAAGUUCUCGGUGGGCAUGUCAUUUUAUUUUGAUACCCUUUCUGUGUUCAAUGAAGGUUUUUGCCCGCUUUGCGCGUGUGACAACUGUUGAUGUAGGUAUUAUUUUUCCUAGUCUUACACAUUUUUCAUAUUAAAUGAAGGUUUAUGUCGAUUUCAGCGCAUCCUACGACAGAAUUCCGCAUCCGGCUGGCAAUUUAGAGAAUUCUAUACCUGAGGUAGUACUGUUCUCUGCCUAUUAUUUUCGAAUGUCAUGCAUUCUAGAAUGUUAAUGCUGUACUCUGCUGCAAAUAUUGGUAACCUGAAUUGAAGUACAGUUUUAGAAAUGUCAUAAAACAGCAAUGAGAAAGGAAAUUUAGUUCUCCAAAAAAUAAUAAAAUCGUCAUUGGAUGACUGUCUGACUUCUUGGAUAAAACGGUUUUGACCUUCUACUUCGAUCAGAAAAUAGUAGCCAAGCAUCCAUCUUCAAGGAAUUAUUUUUAGAUGUUUUUGAAGUGAAUUUAAGUUGAGGAAAUUCUCAUUUCAUGUCUUUAGUCAGUUGAAAUGCAUUUUUACGGCUGCUACAUUUAACAUAGUGUAAUGGUCUCUGAUGUACUCAUUUCAUUCUGAAAAAGUUGAUGCUUUGUACACUCUUGAUAAUAAAAUGUUUCGGGGGAUAAUGACUCCUUGAUAACGUAUUCAUUUCCCUGUCAUUUUGAUUGUCUUUUCACUUUCCAAGUUGUAAUCACAUCACUAGGUUUCUUUUUGAUCCAGAAAUUCUACCUACGUGAAUAGGGACUAUUUUAUUUCUCUCUGCAAUUUCAUAUGUCUUACAUUUGACAUUAUUUUACAGAUAUGGUGUCAACGGAUUCAGGAAAAUCCAUCAAUGUACAAUGACCAGAAGUUUAGGGUAUUUUUCAAUUGAGAUUUUUCUCUCUUCAGCCUUUCGUCAGCUUUCCAAUUGCAUUUUUUUUAUUUAAAAGUUUUAUGCCAAAGAAUGAUGAGAACAUCUGUGCUUUUCCUACAUCUUGAUUACUACACUGCAUGCUCUAAUUUAUUUGAAAUUGCAACCUUCGAUAGAUUCAGAGAAAAACCCAGGUUGUUGGUAAUUAAUCAAGCGAAUGGCUUUUUGAAUAUUUCCCUUUACGGGAAUCUUUUGGCGUUAUGCAUCAAGGUGGAUGGGCAACUGGAAAAUGAAUUACGUUAUUUUCCUCAAUAUAUGUGCAUUAAAUUGUGCAGUUUUAAAAGUCAUGCAAUUACCACACCUUUUGAGUCCUUGCGACGAUGGCUUUCAAGAACAUCUUUUUACUCUAGAUUUGAUGAUAAUUCAUCUCCUACGCUCUGAAACUUCUGCUAGAACUACAUUAUUGUUAGACUGAUAUUCUGGCUUUCCUCUUUAAUUUUACAGUAUGCUGGGUACAGCUCGAAGAACCCUGAUGGUUCUAGAUCAAACUACUCUAUCUGUCUAAAUCUAGGUUUGACAGACUAUAGGUUUGCCAUCAUCACUCUCUUUGGCUGGAUAUUGUUUGACAAAAAUAUGUUUUACCUUUCAUUUUUCUGGUUGUCUUGUUGAGAAUUCGGAAGCUUGCAUUUCAGUUUUUUACAGCAACUGUCAAACAUUAGAGAAGGCUGUUACUUCAAUUUCACUUUCCACCUCGUAUGUUGAACAUAUUGCGAUUUUUAUUUUUAUUUUGCACAUACAUUAGUCUUAUAUAUCAGGUUCAUGCCGUCAAAAUCCCUUGUACUUCAUAUGUCAGACCGUCAAUGCAAAAAAAAUGAAAAGUAAAAAGAGAAGCUACUCUAUUCUAUAAAUGCCACAUUGGGUAUGACUAGCAUGUGGCAAAACUCAUCAGUCUUUAUUACUAUUUCUUGAACAUCUUAUUUCGUGUCUGGCACCUGGUAAACAGUCUAUACUGAAUCCCCAGAAGUCAUUACCUGCGGAUUCGCCUUUCAGCCAUCUACCCUGCUGGUGUUCCACUGUGGCUCACUGGAGCAUCGCCUGACUCUGCGAGCUGCUUGAAGUUUAUCACUGGCCUAAUUUGUUAACAGCCUGGGACGAGAUAUGUCAUGCCAAUGGGUUUGACCACUGUGGUCAUUAAGUGCUUAAAGGAACUGGAAUGAAGUGGACAUUGUCCUGGACAAGGAUGAAAAAAGGCAUUUCAAAGUCAACUCCAAGAACGGGAUUUUAUGUACUUGGCAGUUCUGUGUAGAAAUAUUUUAGGAUGUGAGAUACCAGCACUUGUACAAUACUGAAUAACUGUUUGUCUGUUAGCAGCUUGCAUCGUUAUUAUAUAACCAUUAGUCUGGAGAUCUUUUGCCUGGCUAACAUGUCCCCGCAAUAGUUUCUGUUCUAACGCCUUGUUAUUAUUCAGGACGUUUGUAGGCACAAAUUUAAAUCCUCUUUGGGAGAAUUUUCUUGUCCCUUCUGAAGGUAAAUCUGUAUUUAAGUGCAGAUUAAUUUAUAUGUCUGGUGUAGCGUAACUAUGGUGGAAUGCUACUAAUACUAAAGCCUUUUGUACUCUUUACUUGUGUUGUUCUACGCGAAAUCUUUGAGAAUGCUUGUAGUUGGUGUAGAAUGGUCACACACACACAGUUUGGCGACGAGUGUGAACUAUUCUUUUGGGUUAAAUUAGGAAUGUUAUUAAUGAUGCAAAUUGAUGUUAUUGGCGGCUCUCAUCAUGUAAUCAAUGUUCAUAUUUAUCUAUGCACCUUGUGCACUUAUUUGCAGAUGAUACCAUACACUGUCAACACAUGGCAAGUCCACUGGGCAAUGGCGCAAUUGUGGAGACUUUGGACAAAAGGAUUAUUGUCUUGCAAAGAAGUUCGAAAGUUGGUGAAUUUCCUGGAUACUUUGUGUUCCCUGGUGGCCAUUCAGAGGUAUCUUAUUUGACUUCUCAAUUUUUUUUUGUCAGAGUACCAAGAUCAGCGUCAAGAUGUGAUAGUGUUGUGUCUUAUGGAUUAUCAUCAAAAUAUAGAGUGUUGAGGAGAUGGCUAGUUUACAUGAGAAUAUUUGGCAGGGAAAAUGAUGAAUUGGCGUAGAUUUUCUAAACCCAAGCUACCGCACACAAUAUUUGAUGUACUAAUGUGUCAAUAAUUCUUGGUGUUUAUGAAGCUUUUAAAAAAAAAAAAUUAUUUAGAACAGAAUUUUUCUGGGGGUAGACGGAAGACUAUCAUCAUAUUUCUCAAUCUCCUUCUUCUGAAAAUGAAUUGAUUAUAUUAGGUAUCUCCUGGCAGAAAAUGAUGAAGAUCUAUAAGGUUUGGAAUUCCCUACUAUGGAUGUUUUGGUAUCUCUUGCUCAUGAAUGAUCAAAUGAAACCUGCGUAAAACACAUAGAAUUGCCUCCCCAAAUGAAGAAUGUAAAGGCUUGAUAUAAUAUUCUAGACGGGCUUGCUUAAACUAGAUCAUGUUUGAAUUUAUUUUAUUUUUUUUUGGGGGGGGGGGGGGUAUACGGUAAUUGGGCUUUUUAUUUCAAAUCGAUUGUAUAUUUGUUUUUUCUUUGAUGCAUGAGACAGCGCUCCGAAUCACAAAUCCCGUGUUGACGGUAAUCCAAUAUUCACAGCCAUUAAUUCUCCUAGUUAAAGAUCGCAUCAUUCAUUCUGUUUAUGGGAUGUUCUUUCUUGAUUGGAGGCAGCCAAAGGAGAUUGGUAUCUCUGGGCACCCAACUGAUGCGGUCUCAGCAGGCUCCGAGCAUCUGAACAAGAAGGUUGCUGUGGAGAUGUUCGACGGCAUUACCCGGGAAGUAGUUGAAGAGAUCGGAGUUCCCGCCCACUAUCUAGUUAAGCAAUUCGACAUCUUGUUUCUAUUGAAAUCCUUGUUUUGGCCCUUCCACAUCGAAAAAAUCCGAUAAAAAACCGUUCUUUAGUAAGAUAUUUCUGAUUUUUUUCGCAUUUAUAUCCGAUUUCCCGACUUAUGAAGUAAAAAAAAUCGAAUAUUAGAUCAGUGUUUUCAUGAAUUUUAGUGAUUUUUAUGUUCAUUCAAUCGCCAUUCUGGAUUUGAUUACCAAGCAUUGAACUCGUUUGCAGACCGACCCAUUGUUCAUCGGGAUCUCCCGCAGGGAGCUAAACGUGAGGCCGACGGCCUUCUUCUUCCUCAGAUGUAAUGUUCAUUCAAGUGCGGUCAAGGAGUUCUACUCCAAGGCUCAAGACGGCUUUGAGUCAACCCAGCUGUUUGCCAUGUCAAGGGUCAGCGCCGCAUCUCAUCCUUCUCCUUCCUGCAUCCUUUUUUUUUUUCUUUUAUUAUUUUUAGUAAUAAAUGCUGAAUCCGCCCCAAGCUUGAUGAAUUAAUAAUUAAAAUAGAAUAAUAGCUUGAUUAAAUAUAUGGAAACGAUCUACUCAUGACCCAUGAGGUUUUUGUUGAGUUGGAUGAUCGAAUGGCCAACGGUUUAAGUCUGAGAUCCUUCCAGCGUUGAUAAUUUCCAGGCGGAGAUAGAGAGUAUGUGCUCCAGAAUUCCCGGAUGCCAUCGGGGCGGGUUUGCCCUGUAUGAACAGAUGGCGGCGCUUGAAGAUGCUUGA